Molecule: messenger RNA, 2472 nt
Organism: Cantharellus anzutake
Lineage: Eukaryota; Fungi; Basidiomycota; Agaricomycetes; Cantharellales; Hydnaceae
Product: pre-mRNA splicing factor component-domain-containing protein
Exons: 7
Coding region: 1-2472 (823 amino acids)
Biological process (GO): mRNA splicing, via spliceosome
Cellular component (GO): spliceosomal complex; Prp19 complex
Source: RefSeq, a predicted model, not a curated record
AUGGUUCGGAUUCUUGUGAAGGGUGGUGUGUGGAAGAAUACUGAGGAUGAAGUGCUAAAAGCUGCCAUCGCCAAGUACGGCAAGAACCAAUGGGCGCGUAUAUCUUCCCUCCUUGUCCGGAAAACGCCAAAACAAUGCAAAGCUCGGUGGUAUGAGUGGCUGGACCCGUCAAUCAAGAAGACCGAAUGGUCAAAGACGGAGGAUGAGAAACUUCUUCAUCUUGCAAAGCUGAUGCCUACACAGUGGAGGACAAUAGCACCGAUAGUAGGCAGAACAGCAACUCAAUGCUUGGAACGAUAUCAGAAGCUCCUAGAUGAUGCAGAGGCGAAGGAGAAUGAAGAAUUAGGAUUGGGUGGUCCAGGGGCCGAAGCAGGGCCUAGCGCCGAUGAUAUUCGAAAGUUACGACCAGGAGAAAUUGAUCCCGACCCGGAAACGAAACCUGCUCGACCCGAUCCUAUCGACAUGGACGAAGAUGAGAAGGAAAUGCUUUCGGAGGCCCGUGCACGCCUUGCCAACACACAGGGAAAGAAGGCUAAGCGGAAGGCAAGAGAGCGUCAGCUUGAGGAGGCUCGGCGGCUAGCAGUGUUGCAAAAGAAGCGAGAAUUGAAAGCUGCUGGUAUCAUUAUGCGUUACAAAACUAAGAAGAGGGGCAUGGAUUACAACACUGAUAUACCCUUCGAGAAAAAACCUGCCCCUGGAUUCUACGACGUAUCGGAAGAGGAUGCUCGUGCCCAAACUGCCCCCAUCGGUCAAAGUCUUCGUCGCCUCGAAAAUAAACGGAAACCUGAGGAAGAGGCCGCAGAAGCCAAGAAACGCGCACGGAAGAACGCUCCCAAGGAUGGCGAGCACCAAACAAAAUUCGUUGCCGCGCGUGACGCACAGAUUCAACGGCUAAAGGAGGCGGAACAGAUUAGUAAACGACGGAAGUUGGAGUUACCUGCUGCGCAAGUAGGUGAGACAGAAUUGGAGGAGAUUGUGAAGAUUGGGCAAGCGGGAGAGAAUGCAAGGGCGUUGUUGAGCUCGGAAAGUGAAGCAGCGCAGGCCAGUGGACGGCUGCUCGGAGAUUACGAAGGGUUCGACCGAGCGAAGAUGGCUCGUACACCGAGAACAGCACCUCAAGCGGAUACUGUUAUGGUUGAAGCACGUAAUCUUCGAAACAUGGUUACAGCUCAGACUCCGUUACUGGGUCACGAAAACACUCCCCUCCAUACGCCUAUCGAUGGUGGAACAGGCUUUGAAGGUGCUACGCCCCGCCAUUCUGUUGCUUUUACCCCUAAUCCCCUUGCCACACCCCUUCGCCAGCGCGGCGGCCCAUAUGACCCGUCUCAAACACCCCAAAGCGAAACCGGUACGACAGUUGGCGCCACACCGAUGCGCGACCGUCUUAGCAUCAACACAGAAGAUGGUCCUGAUGGAUUUAUCGAUGCUAAGCGAACGCUGAGACUCGGUUUCGCUUCGUUACCAAAGCCAUUGAAUGACUUUGAAAUAGAGAUGCCUGAGGAUGAGGGCCUGGAGGCGGGGGGAGAGGGGCAGGUGUUGACUGAGGAAGAUGCAGCCGAGCGGGAUGCGAAGAUGAAGCGUCAACAGGAGGAAGAGGCGCGCAUGGCACUGGCGAGAAGGAGCUUAGUUGUGCAACAGUCGUUGCCCCGGCCUGCAAAUGUGGAUGUCACAGAUCUUUUGGACCGAGUCACUGCCGCCAAUGAGGAGAGGGACCCUGUACAGCAAAUGAUCGAUGUUGAGUUCGUGAACCUCAUGGAGCAUGAUUCGAUUGCCCAUCCGAUACCUGGUACAGCUCAUCCUGGUGGUACCCAAUCUUCUUAUGCGCAUCCAGAAGAUGAUGCUAUGACGGUUGCUCGUUCGGCGAUCCACACGGAAUUGGCGAAGACGCUUGGGUUCCCUGAUGCGAAUGCGGAGCAGAUCAAGCAGGGGAUCAACCUUAUCGUAAAGGAGGAAGAUGUUGAUCUUGACGCAUAUGGAUGGGCGAAGAUUCGUUCCAGGUUGUCAUACGACGCUCAGAGACGUGUUUGGAUUGAGCCAAAUGAGCUGACGACUGAAGCCAGGGUCGCCGGGCUUGCGGUUUUACUUGAAGAGGAACGCGACGAGAUGACUACGAAUGCCACCAAGGCGUCCAAGCUGGAGAAGAAAUUAGGGAAGUUGCUGGGAGGGUACCGAGCUCGCUCAGAUGUGCUUUCGAAGAGGGUGUCUGAAGCAUUCGCGGAGCUACAAAAGGUGUCGGUGGACUUUGAGAGCUUCUCGCGUUUGAACAUGAACGAGCAAGCGGUGGGCCCUAGGCGUGUCGAGACGUUGAAGGAAGAAGUUGCACAGUUGGAAAUAAGAGGAAGAAUGUUGCAGCUUAGGUUCAAGGAGUUAGAUGAGGAGAAGAGGGAGAUUGGUACGAGAGUGGAGGCCAAGCAGGAGGCUUUGAUGAUGAGUCUCGAGGAGGUGAACGAGGUGGCGUUGUCGGCGGCCUGA